This is a messenger RNA of Panonychus citri (citrus red mite), 1799 nucleotides long. RefSeq names its product T-complex protein 1 subunit zeta-like (gene CCT6). The record is from RefSeq and is a predicted model, not a curated record. NCBI's taxonomy places the organism in Eukaryota, Metazoa, Arthropoda, Arachnida, Trombidiformes, Tetranychidae. Gene Ontology annotation, cellular component: chaperonin-containing T-complex. The coding region runs from base 86 to 1708 and encodes 540 amino acids. The transcript is spliced from 5 exons. Gene Ontology annotation, biological process: protein folding. Gene Ontology annotation, molecular function: ATP-dependent protein folding chaperone; ATP hydrolysis activity; ATP binding.
UGUUUUUGUCUCUUUCUUUUUUCUUAAACUGUGAUCUUUGAGUGUGUUUGUUAACAGAAUUUAAUUUAAUUUAGAAUUAAUCAAAAUGUCUGCAAUUCGUGUUGUCAAUCCUAAAGCUGAGGUCGCCCGACACUCGCAAGCUUUAAACAUCAACAUCAGCGGAGCUCGAGGUCUUCAAGAUGUAAUUAGAUCCAAUUUAGGUCCACGAGGAACAAUGAAAAUGUUGAUCUCUGGUUCUGGUGAUAUUAAAAUUACCAAAGAUGGAAAUGUUCUUUUACACGAAAUGCAAAUUCAACAUCCAACCGCAUCUUUGAUUGCUAAGGCUUCUACAGCUCAAAAUGAUGAGACUGGUGAUGGAACAACAUCAACCGUUUUAAUCAUUGGUGAACUUCUCAAACAAGCCGAGCUUCAUAUUAGUGAGGGUUUACAUCCAAGGGUUAUUGCUGAUGGUUUUGAUUUGGCCAAAACUAAAGCAUUGGAGGUUUUAGAAUCGGUUAAAAUACCUUAUGCGGCUCCAGACAAAACUAAACUAAUUAGUAUUGCACAAACUGCUUUACGAACUAAGAUCAAUAACCGAAUAGCUGAUAAAUUAGCUGAUAUUUGUGUUGAGGCUGUUCUUGCCAUCCAAGCGGAGUCAAAAUCUAUUGACCUUCACAUGGUUGAAAUAAUGGAGAUGCAACAUCGAUCUGAAGAGGAAACUGCUCUCGUUCGUGGUCUAGUUAUGGACCAUGGAGCUCGUCAUCCUGAUAUGAAGAAACAUGUAACCAAUGCUUAUAUUUUAACCUGUAAUUGUUCACUUGAAUAUGAGAAAACAACAGUUACCUCUGGAUUUUUCUACAAAUCGGCUGAAGAACGAAACAAAUUAGUCGAAUCAGAAAGGAAAUUCAUUGCUGAACGUUGUCAGAAAAUUAUCGACCUUAAGAAUAAGGUUUGUACCGAUGAUGGAGGUGAAAAGAAAAACUUUGUUGUGGUUAACCAACAAGGUAUCGAUCCUGAUUCACUUGAUAUGUUAGCUCGUGAAGGUAUUGUCGCUCUUCGUCGGGCUAAACGUCGAAACAUGGAACGAUUAACCCUUGCUUGUGGUGGAAAACCAAUGAACUCUUUUGAAGAUUUAACCCCGGAAUGUCUUGGAUUUGCUGGUGUUGUUUAUGAACAAGUUAUUGGCGAGGAAAAGUACACAUUCAUUGAGGAAUUGAAAAAUCCUCGCUCGGUUACCAUUUUAAUCAAAGCAACAACCAAACACACUUUAACCCAAUUUAAAGAUGCCGUUCACGAUGGACUUAGAGCAAUCAAAAAUACCAUUGAAGAUGGUUCAUUGGUUCCCGGUGCUGGUGCUUUUGAAAUUGCUGCUUAUCAAGCUUUAAUUAACUACAAACCUGAAAUCAAAGGAAAGGCUCAACUUGGAGUCCAGGCUUUUGCCGAUGCGCUACUUAUUAUACCCAAAACAUUGGCCUCAAAUGCUGGUUUCGAUGCCCAAGAUGUUAUCGUUAAAUUGAUCCACGAAUAUAAUCGUAGCAAAAGCAUGGUUGGUAUUGACCUUAAAAGCGGUGAGGCCAUUUUCCCCGCUGACCUGGGAAUCUUUGAUAACUACCGGGUUAAAAAGCAGCUUCUCAAUUCAUGUACCUCGAUCUCUUGUAAUCUACUUCUUGUUGAUGAGAUCAUGCGAGCUGGAUUAACUUCAUUAAAAGGUGAUAAGAUUGGUCAGUAAUUACAAUCAAUUGCGUUAACAUUUUCUAACCAAAUUAUUGGUUUUUGCUAACACAUGAAAAUAAUAAACGUUUUUUUUGCUAACAAUUUAA